UCAAAAUCUGAUAAAUUUAUUCAAUUGCCAUAGUCUGUAGUGAGUAGUGUCAGAGUCCAUAGUCAUAGUCAUAUUGUCUAUGACAUGAUUUAAAAGUUACAUGUUUAACGGUAUGUUUUCAUAAAUAUAAACUUCGUGAAUUAACUUGUUGAUGUAAUUGCUGUACUUGCGUUUAUUUUUGCGUCAUCAUGAAUGGAAACAGAGAAUCUACGUCUAAUAGCAUAAAGUUUGCGCCAGUACCAAUGUCUGCACUCCUUGCCAAUUUGAUGUCUCACCAAACUGAUGAUUUGGACUCCAGUUUUACCACGGAUGAAAGUUUGAAUGAGGAUGAUUCUUUAAUUUGUGAAACUUUACCUAAAAAGGAAACAUUACAUACUCAAAUAGGCGAUCAUUUCACUCCUCAGUGUAAUAUAUCUAAAAGUAUUAAGAGCUUUUCAUCGGAAAGAAAAUUAUCUAAUGCUAAUAAAGAAAAUCUAAUUGUUUCACAAGGCCGAAGAAUUAAAGAAUCACAAAGUGCUCGCAAACCUCCCAAAUGCUAUCUAAGCCCUAUCGAUGAUGUUAGUGCAGAGAAGAAAAAAUCUAAUGAUGUUUUGCUGCCUCUUAAUACCAAUAGUAAAAUACCGCAAAUUAAGCCUAAUUCUACCCAUAAAAGGACUCCUGAAAUGAUUAAAUCUCAAAAUAGUAUGAGAAAAGCAAAAGUUGCUACUCCUGUAAUAAAGUCUGGUAUAAGAAAAUUUACCCCAGGUUCAGCUAAACAUAGUCAAAAGAAGGCUACACUUCCACAAGUUUUACAAAACAGGGAUAAAGUAAAAUGUGAGUUGUUUAGGCAGAAGCAGGUAGAUGGUCCACCUCCUGACCCACCUGCACCUAUGCAAGCACCUGUUACAACUUCAGUUCCUCAAACACCUAUUAAUAAAAAGCCAAUGUCUGCAUCUUAUGUGGCAACCCCAUCCUAUCCACAAGGUGUGAUUGGGAACAACAGUGCUAAUAAUUCAAAAAUACUAUUUAAAACAACAAGUAUCAAAGACAAGAAAUACAUGUUUAUAAAAAAGUUGGGAACUGGUGGAUCCAGUGAAGUUUACAAGGUUUUAGAGGUAGGCACUUCAUGUGAAUAUGCUGUUAAGUGUGUAAAUCUUGCAAUGGACCAUGAUCUGGCUCAAGGCUACAUCAAUGAAGUGAGAUUGCUCCGAGAGCUUCAAAACUCAGAUAGAGUUAUAAAAUUAUAUGACUAUGAGUAUGAUAGACAGAACCAAUUCCUCCGUAUGGUACUCGAAGCAGGUGAGACAGAUCUAUCAUCAUUUCUCCGAGCUCGGGGUGCAGGCCUGCCCCCAGCUCUAGUCCUGCACUAUUGGGAGGAAAUGUUACAUGCUGUACAUUAUAUACAUGAAAAUGGUGUUAUCCAUGCCGAUUUAAAGCCAGCAAAUUUUCUAUUAGUAUGUGGACAGCUGAAAUUAAUUGAUUUUGGUAUUGCAUCCGCUAUAAGUGGUGACGCGACAAGUGUUGUACGAGCACAAGCGGCCGGGACCUAUUCCUAUAUCAGUCCCGAAGCACUCAUGGGCGGUGCAGGGGGUUAUAAUAAUAGUGCUAAUAUUAAGAUCUCAUUCAAGUCAGAUGUGUGGUCACUGGGCUGUAUACUGUACAGUAUGGUGUAUGGUCGGACGCCAUUUGGUCAUAUACCUAACUUGGCCAAGUUAGCAGCUAUACUUGACCCUAAUCAUCGCAUUGAAUAUUUGCCAGCUGAACAUCUGCCUUCAUCACUUAUAUCAGCGCUAAAAUGGUGCCUCACAUACAACUCCCGGGCCCGGCCUUCCGUGCGAGAAUUAUUGGCAAUUCGACAUUUGCAGCCCCAUGGAAGGCAUUUGCCGGACUGUUUAAUAGAAAAGGUCAAAGCUCAUGUCAGCCCCGAAGAACUGCGACUUCUCCAGCAAGCUAGAUUGUAAAUAUUCUAAGUCACUUGUAUUAGACGUUGUGUCGAUAUUAAAGACAAAUUUCCAAACAAAAUAUAUGUAUAUUGAAUAGGGAUAUGAAGAGAACUAUGUAUGACGUCUCGAUCAACCACAAUGAAAUUAUUUUGUAUAUACGAAGAGCUAAUCUUCGGUGGGGUUAAAAUGUAUUAAGCAGUGUCCACACUAUGCCGCGGUAGGCCUGGCGGGCUAAGCCGGGCAGGGUACGUUCGGGUCGGCACGACGUCCACACCGAAAACGAAGCCGACCGGGUUAUUUCUACCUACGUUAUUUUGUUUCAACACGAAUACUGGUGACUUAGUUGAAGAGUGCUUUUUAGAAGUUUUUUUAAAGUGUCCUUAAAGUGUUUACCGACUAUGACGUCGCUAUGUUAGCCAUGGCUGUGGUGAUACUCGCUUUAAAUCAGCCCCCAAAAAGACGUCAAAGAAGAUUUUGGAUUAGCCCGAGCCUUAUGAGAGGACGGCAGCUGUACAGGGUUAGCGAAUUGAAAGAUUUAAUUUUGGAAGAAGACCCGUUGAAUUUAGAAUACCGAAAUGACGUUGGUUUCAGCAACUUUUUUCGAAUGCAGCGGUCGGACUUUCAAAUGCUACCCAAUAAAAUUAUUCGUCUAGUUCGGUCGGAGGUUUAAUUAUAACUGAAGUCGGGGCCGCUCGGCACGUCCCCACUCUAUAUUUUUGCCGGCUCGGCUAUGAUCUGUACCUACUUUAUGCGGGUUGGGAUCGGCACGGCACGGGCCGGCAUUUUCUAACCCGACAAAGCCGCCCGGGGUGUCUACAUCAACGCGGCUUAGGCCGCCCGGGUCA
Molecule: messenger RNA, 2767 nt
Organism: Pieris rapae (cabbage white)
Lineage: Eukaryota; Metazoa; Arthropoda; Insecta; Lepidoptera; Pieridae
Gene: Mps1
Product: dual specificity protein kinase Ttk
Exons: 6
Coding region: 189-1940 (583 amino acids)
Biological process (GO): chromosome segregation; protein localization to kinetochore; mitotic spindle assembly checkpoint signaling
Cellular component (GO): kinetochore; spindle; nucleus
Molecular function (GO): protein serine/threonine kinase activity; ATP binding; protein serine/threonine/tyrosine kinase activity
Source: RefSeq, a predicted model, not a curated record